This is a messenger RNA of Anolis carolinensis (green anole), 16936 nucleotides long. Its product is annotated as general transcription factor II-I repeat domain-containing protein 1-like. Bases 9916 to 16809 code for a protein of 2297 amino acids. The transcript is spliced from 6 exons. Lineage: Eukaryota; Metazoa; Chordata; Lepidosauria; Squamata; Anolidae. The record is from RefSeq and is a predicted model, not a curated record.
CAAAUUGGCGAGCAGGAGAAUCGUCCAAUCGGGCGGCGACAGAUGGCAAAGGGGUGGGACCAAGGCUAAAAAAAAAACGGCCGUUUUGGAGGCGGGGCUUCUUCUUGGCUGUAAAUUGUAAAAUUUGCCUCAGACAAUCUCGGGACGCCGAGAGAGAAGGCAGCUUGGCCUGGGAGCCAUUCUGAAGGCCUGGGUCGGAAGAAAGAAAGAAAGAAAGAAAGGGCAGCCGCGGCUAGAAGGCCCGAAGAGACAGGCUCCGUUUCUGAAGCAGAAAUGGCAAAGCCUUGUGAAACGGACGGAAGAAAUAAAGGCAAAAUUUUUGAAAAUUUCCACAGCUUUUUCUGAAGGGACCAGCGCUGAAUUCAAGUCAACGUGAAGAAAGAAACAAAAGGUCGAGAGACAGAGGACGGAAGAUGCUUGAAGACACCCUCGCAAGGACACCGCCUGCCUCCCAAAAAAGGUCGUUUUCAGGGUAAUUGGUGUAAGGGUAGGCAUUUAAUGUCUAUCUUUGCAUUAAAAAAAGGGUUACCUUUGCACACGGUUCCCCUCGCGUGUGGUAUCGAAGAAGUCCCACUCGGGAACGGACGGGUCCUCCCUUUGUUCUAGGCAGAUGAUGGGUCUUCCUAUACGGGCCGUAGGGGUCACAGCUUGGGGGUCAGCGGGGGGCCUGCCCUGGCAUCGCGGGGGGCAGCACACAUUACGGGCAUUUUAAGAUGUCCUUGCAACUUAGAAAUAAAAAUAUUAAUACCUUAACUCACUUACUAACAUCCUACUAACACCAUUCUAAAUAGGGUACCCUGCCCUUUUAAAUAGGACUGUGUUCUGCCUGAUGGCAAGAACCAAGCUGGGAAGGGAGGGGGCCUCCUGGCCCCCCAUAAAAGGGCCCCCAUGGAAGGACAUUGCAAAAGGCCCCUAAGGUGUCCUGAGAGCAGCCUCUUGGUCCUCAGUGUUCCCCACGGUGCCAGGUCUGGGCCCCUCGCUCUCCCCCAACCCAUGGACCCUGCCGCUUGUAUAUCAUCCGUCCAGGGCCAACGGACGCCCCCUCCCUCCCCGGGCGGAGCUUCGAGGCCACACUCAAGGGGAGACCAGAGCCGUGUGCCUCAUGCCAACGCCUAGCACGUGGCGAACCUUUUUUUUUACUGCAAACAUAGGCAUCAUGAUUGUGAUUUUUGUUAAUUCCUUUUAAUUUUAAUUGUUUGUAUUCGAUAGCAUGGUAGGCUGGUUUUAUAUCAGUGAGCCGCCCCGAGUCCCUCUGGGGAGACGGUGGCAGGGUACAAAAAUAAAAUUAUUAUUAUUAUUAUUAUUGAUUCGAGGCACCUGGAAAAAGAAAUACCAGGAAGCAGAUAAAAUUAUUAUUAUUAUUGAUUCGAGCCACCUGGAAAAAGAAAUACCAGGAAGCAGAUAAAAUUAUUAUUAUUAUUAUUAUUAUUAUUAUUAUUAUUAUUGAUUACAGGCACCUGGAAAAAGAAAUACCAGGAAGCAGAUAAAAUUAUUAUUAUUAUGAUUAUUAUUAUUAUUGAUUCCAGGAAAAAGAUAUACCAGGAAGCAGAUAAAAUUAUUGUUAUUGUUCUUGUUGUUGUUAUUAUGUAGGACCCCCUUUUAUUUAUGUAAGGCCACACACCCAGGGGACCACUAUUCCUAAUUAAAGCCUGGUUAAAGGGGAUCCUCUAUUCUUAAAGUUAGGCGUAUAGAGAUCUCCUAUCCAGAAACUAAUGCGGCCUGCCCUAUAGAGAUCUGUUAAACCAAGGCGGCCUGCCCUAUAGAGAUCUCCUAUUUCACGUAACACCAGGCAAUAUGGAGAUCCCUGGUUUUUUUAACCGUUAAAUCCCUUACGUGGGGAUAUCCCUGGUUAUUUUAACCGUUAAAUCCCUUACGUGGGGAUAUCCCUGGUUAUUUUAACCUUUAAGUCCCUUAUGUGGGGAUAUCCCUGGUUAUUUUAACCUUUAAGUCCCUUACGUGGGGAUAUCCCUGGUUAUUUUAACCUUUAAGUCCCUUACGUGGGGAUAUCCCUGGUUAUUUUAACCUUUAAGUCCCUUACGUGGGGAUAUCCCUGGUUAUUUUAACCUUUAAGUCCCUUACGUGGGGAUAUCCCUGGUUAUUUUAACCUUUAAGUCCCUUACGUGGGGAUAUCCCUGGUUAUUUUAACCUUUAAGUCCCUUACGUGGGGAUAUCCCUGGUUAUUUUAACCUUUAAGUCCCUUACGUGGGGAUAUCCCUGGUUAUUUUAACCUUUAAGUCCCUUACGUGGGGAUAUCCCUGGUUAUUUUAACCUUUAAGUCCCUUACGUGGGGAUAUCCCUGGUUAUUUUAACCGUUAAAUCCCUUACGUGGGGAUAUCCCUGGUUAUUUUAACCUUUAAGUCCCUUACGUGGGGAUAUCCCUGGUUAUUUUAACCGUUAAAUCCCUUACGUGGGGAUAUCCCUGGUUAUUUUAACCUUUAAGUCCCUUACGUGGGGAUAUCCCUGGUUAUUUUAACCGUUAAAUCCCUUACGUGGGGAUAUCCCUGGUUAUUUUAACCUUUAAGUCCCUUACGUGGGGAUAUCCCUGGUUAUUUUAACCUUUAAGUCCCUUACGUGGGGAUAUCCCUGGUUAUUUUAACCUUUAAGUCCCUUACGUGGGGAUAUCCCUGGUUAUUUUAACCUUUAAGUCCCUUACGUGGGGAUAUCCCUGGUUAUUUUAACCGUUAAAUCCCUUACGUGGGGAUAUCCCUGGUUAUUUUAACCUUUAAGUCCCUUACGUGGGGAUAUCCCUGGUUAUUUUAACCGUUAAAUCCCUUACGUGGGGAUAUCCCUGGUUAUUUUAACCUUUAAGUCCCUUACGUGGGGAUAUCCCUGGUUAUUUUAACCGUUAAAUCCCUUACGUGGGGAUAUCCCUGGUUAUUUUAACCUUUAAGUCCCUUACGUGGGGAUAUCCCUGGUUAUUUUAACCGUUAAAUCCCUUACGUGGGGAUAUCCCUGGUUAUUUUAACCUUUAAGUCCCUUACGUGGGGAUAUCCCUGGUUAUUUUAACCUUUAAGUCCCUUACGUGGGGAUAUCCCUGGUUAUUUUAACCUUUAAGUCCCUUACGUGGGGAUAUCCCUGGUUAUUUUAACCUUUAAGUCCCUUACGUGGGGAAAUCCCUGGUUAUUUUAACCUUUAAGGCCAGAUGUGGGGAUUUCCUUGCUUCUUUUAACCCGUGAGGCCAGCCAUGGGGAGAUAUCUUAGGCUGUUUUCACGAAAAGUCAGGUAUAGACGCACUGUUUUCUCUCCCGUUCCAUGUGCCUGGACUCCCGGAGGGCUCCUGCCGGACACCGUCUCCCAUCGGCCGAGAGGGAUCCUUCCUGUCUGGGAAGGAUCUGCAACACAGGUAAAAAGAAGAUUCCGGGAAGGAGAUUCUACAGCGGAGCCCUUAAGCCAGGUGAGACACUCCUUCCAGCCUCCACGGCUGCCUUGCACACACACACACACACACAUGACACACACAAACACACAUGACACACACAAACAUACACAUGUACAGCUGGUGCCCACGGGGACUCUUCCCCAAUAGAUCGGGGACUCCCACUCCGGCGAUUGGCCAUUGUAAAUGCCUUGAAGCAGUUUGGGGCUUCCGGCCAAGCGCUUGCAAAGAGAAUCCAUUCAAGGUUGGACCCCUUUUAAAGGGCCUGGCACGUGGUAUUUAUUCCUGGCACGUGGAAAACUCCAUUUGUAAGGCAAACCCUCGUUAAAGGAGGUUUGCAAUUAGUUUAAAACCAGGCUUCUGAGGGACCCGCUGCGUUUAAAGCCAAACCUAGCAGGUGGGAACCCCUUGGUUAACGUAAGGCGAGGGACCCUCCAUAUUUAAUAAGAUGCCUGGCAGAAUCUUAACCUAAAUGCAGGCCUAUGGGCUACAGCCUAUUCUGCAUAGCCAGGCAUGGGGGGACCCCAGAUUAUUAACUUGAAGCCUGGGAAAAGGAGAUUUUUGUAUUUAUUUAUUUAUUACAAUAUUUAUAUCCCGCCCUCUCUCCCCUUAAAAGGGGACUCAGAGCGGCUUACAAGUGAUAUUUACAUAUUUAUUUAUUACAAUAUUUAUAUCGGCCCUCUCUCCCCUUAAAAGGGGACUCAGAGCGGCUUACAAGUGAUAUUUACAUAUUUAUUUAUUACAAUAUUUAUAUCGGCCCUCUCACCCCUUAAAAGGGGACUCAGAGCGGCUUACAAGUGAUAUUUACAUAUUUAUUUAUUACAAUAUUUAUAUCCCGCCCUCUCUCUCCUUAAAAGGGGACUCAGAGUGGCUUACAAGUUAUAUUUACAUAUUUAUUUAUUACAAUAUUUAUAUCCCGCCCUUCUCACCCAAGAGGGGACUCAGGGCGGCUCAACAAUAAGACGCAUAUAUAAAAACCACACAGUGCAAUAUAAAUCAUCACUAACUUACAUCAGUAUUCAUAAAACACAUUAUAAAAUACAGAUAGGUGUGUUCAGUUCAAAUCCAUUCAAGGUAUACGUGGACCCCCUUUUAAUGCCAACCUUUCCACGUGGAAAACUAUUUGUAAGGCAAACCCUCGUUAAAGGAGGUUUGCAAUUAAUUUAAAACCAGGCUUCUGAGGGAUCCGCUGCGUUUAAAGCCAAACCUAGCAGGUGGGAACCCCUUUGGUUAACGCAAGGUGAGGGACCCUCCAUUUUUAAUAGGAUGCCUGGGAGAAUCUUAACCUAAAAGCAGGCCUAUGGGCUACAGCCUAUUCUGCAUAGCCAGGCAGGGGGGGACCCCAUAUGAUUAAUUUGAAGCCUGGUAAAAGGAGAUUUUUGUAUUUAUUACAUUUAUAUCCCGCCCUCUCCCCUUAAAAGGGGACUCAGAGCGGCUUACGAGUUAUAUUUACAUAUUUAUUUAUUUAUUACAAUAUUUAUAUCCCGCCCUCUCUCCCCUUAAAGGGGACUCAGGGCAGCUUAACAAUAAGACGCAUAUAUAAAAAACCAUACAGUGCAAUGUAAGUCAUCAUUAACUUACAUCAGUAUUCAUAAAACACAUCAUAAAAUACAGAUAGGUGUAUUACAUACACUGUAUCAUUAGCAUCGCACAAUAUUAACAUUAUAUAUUACUACAUUGCAUUAUACCACUAUACAGAAAUGUUAUUAGCAAUAUUACAUUUAAUAUAUUAUAUGUAAUUCAUAUUAUUAUAUUGUAUCAUUGUUAGUAUUAUAUUGCAUUAUUUAUUUAUUUGCUAGAUGUAUAUGCUGCCCUUCUCACCCCCAAGGUGAACAGCUUACAAAAUAAAUUUACAUACAAUAUUAUAUUAUUACCAUAGUACAAUACUGGCAGUAAAUUACUAUAUUGUACUAUAUGAAUAUAUGGUAAUGUUAUUAGUAGUAUUACAUGCAAAAUGUAAUACAUAAUUAAUAUUAUUAUAUUUUAUUAUUAUUAUAUCGUAUUACAAUAUAAUAAUAUGAACAUUAUAUGUAUAUGCAAUAUGUUAUAAUUAUAUAUUAAAUUAUAUAUACACACACACACACACACACACAGUAGUCAUCCAACAUAAAAGGGCCAGCGAAUAUUUAUUUAUUUAUUUACAGCAUUUUACCGGGCUGGCCUCAAACUCAUGACCUCCUGGUCAGAGUGAUUUGUUGAUAUUUAUUUAUUUACAGCAUUUAUAUUCCGCCCUUCUUUCUCACCCCGAAGGGGACUCAGGGCGGAUCACAUGACACAUAUAGGCAAACAUUCAAUGCCUUUUAACCUAGAACAAAGACAAACAAACAGGCUCCGAGCGGGCCUCGAACUCGUGACCUCCUGGUCAGAGUGAUUCAUUGCAGUUAAUUGCAGCUGGCUUGCUUUCCAGCCUGCGCUGUUGGAUAAUAAGGAGGCAUUAUGGAAAAGCCUAUUAAACAUCAAAUUAGUUGAUGAUUUUACAAAUUAAGCACCAAAACAUCAUUUGACAGAAAAAGUAGUUCAAUACGCAGUAAUGCUAUGUAGUAAUUACUGAAUUUACGGAUUUAGCACCAAAAUAUCACAACGCAUUGAAAACAUGGACUACAAAAAUGCGUUGGAUAAUCCAGAAUGUUGGAUGAGACUACUGUAUAUACAAUAUAAAUUAGAAUAGCAUGUUAUUGGGGGAGGAGCAUCUUGGUUAUUAGAUGUUUAUAUUAGUUAUUGAUAUUAGUAUAGAUAUGACAUUGAGUAUAUUAUUAUCCUAGCACAAUGUUAAUAUUAGUUAUUCAUAUUAGUCUCAAUAUGACAAUAAUAGAGUAUAUUAUUAUCCUAGCACAAUGUUAUUACAUAGGACUAUGUUGUUGCUAGGGGGAGGGCCCCCCCACUGAGAUCCCCUGUCAUUAAUGUGUCAGACCAGGCAUUUCACUCCUACCUUUGCAUCAGAAAGCAGGCUCCCUGUGCGCUAGGCCUUCCUUUGAGGAACACAUUCACGGCUCCGCUUGAGUGUGGCAUUGAGGCCCCACUCUGGGACGGGCGGGUCCUCCCUUUGCCCUGGGCAGAUCGUGGGGGGUGGGCGGAUCUCCCUAGACGGGCAGGGGGUCGCGGCUGGCGGGACAGCGGGAUAUAAAAAUAUAAAUAUAUAUAUAUUAAAACCCUUGCACCCAAGGAAACAACUCUGGGGACCCGAGCGGCCGCUCCCAGCGCACGUCACGGGCAUUUUAAACAUCUCGUAGCAGCUCAGAUUAAUACCUGAACUAACCUUAACCUGCUAACCCUACUAACCCAAUUCUUAACUAGAGCAGCACUUGUAAAUAGGGCUGUUUUUGCCUGUUGGCAAGAACCAAGUUGGGAGGGGGCCUCCGGGCCUCGGGUGGGAAGAAGGCCCCCCUGUCCCUGCCCUGCGCUGGGAGCGCCCCCCCUCGGGACCCCAGUGUUUAGGUCGCCGGAUUGGAGGAGAGCGGGGACCAGAAAGCCCCUCCGCCAUCCGCCCAGGGCCAAUGGACACCCCUCCCUCCCUCCCCGGCAGCCGCGUUCCUCAUGCAACAGGGAGCCUGGUUCUGGAUGCAAACGUGGGACCCCCUUUUCUCUGUGCAGGGACCCCCACUCCCCAUAAGUAAAUGCCUGGUGGAAGGGGAUCCUCUGUCCUGGGGAGAAAAAGCGACAUGCGUCAAGCUGUGGCUUUGCUCCCGCAGUUCCCAAGAGCCCCCAAAAGCGAGAUGCUCCCUUGGUUCUGCCCUUCUGACACUUGUUUUCUCCCUUGUUCCAUGUCUCCGGAAUCGCUGAGGGAGGGGCUCCUCCUGGACAAGAGCCACGGACGGACGGACGGAGAUCACGGAGAGCAGGACGCCUUGCCUUUCCGGAUGCUGAGCUCGACCCCUUUCCAACAAUGUCAGCGUUUAAGAAUAAAACUUCCCAAAAAAAGGUGUUUUCUGGUUAUUAUUCAAACAUUGAAUUUUUGGCAGCCUUAAACAUCUAGAUUACAAUACAGUUUGUGCUGCUGCAUUUUACAAACCUGACCUUGUUUUCUACAAAUAAAAUUGAGAGAAACACCUGUGUAAGUUUUGCACUAGGCUCAGACUCAUUGUUCUGAUAGGCUGUUAUAUGGUUAUUGAAAGGCAUGUUUUUGGCAGCAUUAAACAUCUAGAUUACAAUACAGUUUGUGCUGCUGCCUUUUAUAAACCUCGUUUUCUACAAAUAAAGUCAAGAGAAACACUAAGUUUUGCACUGUGCUCAGACUCAUUGUUCUGAUAGGCUGUUAUAUGGUUAUUAUUGAAAGGCAUGUUUUUGGCAGCAUGAAACAUCUAGAUUACAAUACAGUUUGUGCUGCUGUCUUUUAUAAACCUCGUUUUCUACAAAUAAAGUCAAGAGAAACACCUGUAUAAGUUUUGCACUCAUUGUUCUGAUAUUUUGUUAUAUGGUUUUAUUGUUAAUAUUAUUUUUAAUGUAUGACUAUUACAUGUGACAUGGGAGCAGGAUAUAAAAAUGAAGUAUUAUUAAUAAACACCACAAUUUUCUUGCACCCCAAGUACAUCUGGCCAUUGCCAAAAAGUAUUUAACUCUGCCUACAUGGCACUAAAGUGUAUUUAUAUGUUGAUUUGUUUCUAUUGAUUGUAUGUAAUGUUUGCUUUAUUUGCAUUGAAUUUUUGCCUAGAUGUAUCUUGUAUGCCGCUCAUCUCCAUAAAUGAGCGGGAUACAAAUGAGGUUAAUAAUGUUACGAAUGUUUUAAUGUAACUCGAAUUUUAAAUUGAAUUGAAAUGUGAUUGUAAUUGUUUAUAAGUGUGUUAUCUAUUUGUCAGCCACCCUGAGUCUCCCCUUAUUGGGUGAGAAGGUCUGGGAAGAAAUACUGUCAUAAAUAAAUAAAAUAUUCUGUGUCCAGGUUGCUUCAUGGGUUGACUUCUCUGGCAGGAUUAGUCUGCAGGGCCUUUCCUGUGGGAAAGUUUACACAGGGACUACCAAGCAUGGAGCAGGGAAGGCACUGCAGACACUCCUGCGCAUGCGCGGCCUGCUCCCUAUUCGUAGGAACCUGGCCCCGCCCACUACAGGCAUUUUCUCUUCGACUGCGCGGCCUCCAUAUUUGAGGGAACUUGGCCCCGCCCACUACAGGCACCCCUUUCCCUUCUGCGGCUGCGCGGCCUCUUCCGUAUUUAAGGGAACUUGGCCCCGCCCACUACAGGCCCCCCUUUCCCUUCUGCGUCUGCGCGGCCUCCGUCACAGGGCGGCAAGAUGGUUUCCCGGCCCGAAAGUGAGUGACGGCACGGUCCCCAAGCGGAAGCGGAAGCGCAUCUCCGAAGGGAACUCCGUCUCGUCCUCCUCGUCAUCCUCCUCCUCUUCCCACCUGGAGACCACGUCAAACAACAACCAGUUUUCCCUGAUGUGGCCCAUGUACAUGCUGGACUACGGCGGCCUCAAUGUUCCGCUUCCGGGAGCCAUGAAUUAUUCGGACCUCAGUUUCUGAACCAGAACCUCAAAACAAAACAAAACAAAAGAAAUAAUGAACGGUCCAGAGAGAACGUUUCAGGGCGUAUCGUGAGGAAUGUCUUCCGGGAAGAACGCAUGAUUCAAAAGUAGUGGUUAUUAUGAUAGGAAGUAAAUAAUAAUAAAGACGCAUUUUCGACGCUGCGGUGGAUCCUUCAACCUCAUCGCCAACACCAUCUGAACACGGUAGACACACACACACACACAUAUAUAUAUAUAUCGCUCUCUUGGCUUCACAAUUGUCACACAACUCUGCUCACACUCAGUUGGUUCGCUUCCUUUCACGAUCGAAACAUUGAAUAUUGAUAUUGUGAUAUCUACGGCAGGCGAGACCUUUCACUCUGACAAUAGAUAUGGGCGAAACGUCAGGAGAGAAUGCUUCUGGAACAUGGCCAUACAGCUUGGAAAACGCACAACAACCAAUGAUUCCGGCCAUGGAAGCUUUCGACAACACACUGGGAGAUGUAGUUCUCUAGGCCUGUCGCCUCCUCUGCCAAACGACAUGCUAUAGGACCCUGGGAGGUCUAGUUUUACAAGGGCCCGAACCAGAGAGUGCUGCUGCCAUGCUGAACUGGUAUUCCCAGUGGCCCUCAAUGAAAACAGGCAUGGUUUCGGGUCAGGAAAUUUCUCUUUGCUUGUAAAACUACUCUUGAAAACAUGCCAAUGUGAGUAGAUCAAUAGAUACUGCUCCGGCGGGACGGUAACAGUGCUCCAUGCAGUCAUGCCAGUGGCUACAUGACCUUAGAGGUGUCUACGGACAAUGCUGGCUCUGAAAAGUAUUUUUUAUGAGAAAACUACAAGUCCCAGCUCCUUGAAAUUUUGUCACGAUCCGCCCACGGGCCACGGGACUACUCGUACCACGUUUCGGAUUUUUUCGACCACCGGCCGAGAUUUUGCGAAUUUUUUAAUUUAUUUUUUGAAAAGGUUUUUUACGGGAAAACUACAAGUCCCAGCUCCUUUAAAUUUUGUCACGAUCUGGCCACGGGCCACGGGACCACUCGUACCACGUUUCGGAUUUUUCCGACCACCGGCCGAGAUUUUGCGAAUUUUUUAAUUUAUUUUUGGAAAUGUAUUUUUUACGAGAAAACUACAAGUCCCAGCUCCUUGAAAUUUUGUCACCAUCCGCCCACGGGCCACGGGACUACUCGUACCACGUUUCGGAUUUUUUCGACCACCGGCCGAGAUUUUGCGAAUUUUUUAAUUUAUUUUUUGAAAUGUAUUUUUUACGAGAAAACUACAAGUCCCAGCUCCUUGAAAUUUUGUCACGAUCCGCCCACGGGCCACGGGACUACUCGUACCACGUUUCGGAUUUUUUCGACCACCGGCCGAGAUUUUGCGAAUUUUUUAAUUUAUUUUUUGAAAAGUAUUUUUUACGAGAAAACUACAAGUCCCAGCUCCUUGAAAUUUUGUCACCAUCCGCCCACGGGCCACGGGAACACUCGUACCACGUUUCGGAUUUUUUCGACCACCGGCCGAGAUUUUGCGAAUUUUUUAAUUUAUUUUUUGAAAAGUAUUUUUUACGAGAAAACUACAAGUCCCAGCUCCUUGAAAUUUUGUCACCAUCCGCCCACGGGCCACGGGAACACUCGUACCACGUUUCGGAUUUUUUCGACCACCGGCCGAGAUUUUGCGAAUUUUUUAAUUUAUUUUUUGAAAAGUAUUUUUUACGAGAAAACUACAAGUCCCAGCUCCUUGAAAUUUUGUCACGAUCCGCCCACGGGCCACGGGAACACUCGUACCACGUUUCGGAUUUUUUCGACCACCGGCCGAGAUUUUGCGAAUUUUUUAAUUUAUUUUUUGAAAUGUAUUUUUUACGAGAAAACUACAAGUCCCAGCUCCUUGAAACUUUUUCACCAUCCGCCCACGGGCCACGGGACUACUCGUACCAUGUUUCGGAUUUUUUCGACCACCGGCCGAGAUUUUGCGAAUUUUUUAAUUUAUUUUUUGAAAAGUAUUUUUUACGAGAAAACUACAAGUCCCAGCUCCUUGAAAUUUUGUCACCAUCCGCCCACGGGCCACGGGAACACUCGUACCACGUUUCGGAUUUUUUCGACCACCGGCAGAGAUUUUGCGAAUUUUUUAAUUUAUUUUUUGAAAAGUAUUUUUUACGAGAAAACUACAAGUCCCAGCUCCUUGAAAUUUUGUCACGAUCCGCCCACGGGCCACGGGAACACUCGUACCACGUUUCGGAUUUUUUCGACCACCGGCCGAGAUUUUGCGAAUUUUUUAAUUUAUUUUUUGAAAUGUAUUUUUUACGAGAAAACUACAAGUCCCAGCUCCUUGAAAUUUUGUCACCAUCCGCCCACGGGCCACGGGACUACUCGUACCACGUUUCGGAUUUUUUCGACCACCGGCCGAGAUUUGGCGAAUUUUUUAAUUUAUUUUUUGAAAUGUAUUUUUUACGAGAAAACUACAAGUCCCAGCUCCUUGAAAUUUUGUCACCAUCCGCCCACGGGCCACGGGACUACUCGUACCACGUUUCGGAUUUUUUCGACCACCGGCCGAGAUUUGGCGAAUUUUUUAAUUUAUUUUUUGAAAUGUAUUUUUUACGAGAAAACUACAAGUCCCAGCUCCUUGAAAUUUUGUCACCAUCCGCCCACGGGCCACGGGACUACUCGUACCACGUUUCGGAUUUUUUCGACCACCGGCCGAGAUUUUGCGAAUUUUUUAAUUUAUUUUUUGAAAAGUAUUUUUUACGAGAAAACUACAAGUCCCAGCUCCUUGAAAUUUUGUCACCAUCCGCCCACGGGCCACGGGACUACUCGUACCACGUUUCGGAUUUUUUCGACCACCGGCCGAGAUUUUGCGAAUUUUUUAAUUUAUUUUUUGAAAUGUAUUUUUUACGAGAAAACUACAAGUCCCAGCUCCUUGAAAUUUUGUCACCAUCCGCCCAAGGGCCACGGGAACACUCGUACCACGUUUCGGAUUUUUUCGACCACCGGCCGAGAUUUUGCGAAUUUUUUAAUUUAUUUUUUGAAAUGUAUUUUUUACGAGAAAACUACAAGUCCCAGCUCCUUGAAAUUUUGUCACCAUCCGCCCACGGGCCACGGGACUACUCGUACCACGUUUCGGAUUUUUUCGACCACCGGCCGAGAUUUUGCGAAUUUUUUAAUUUAUUUUUUGAAAAGUAUUUUUACGAGAAAACUACAAGUCCCAGCUCCUUGAAAUUUUGUCACGAUCCGCCCACGGGCCACGGGACUACUCGUACCACGUUUCGGAUUUUUUCGACCACCGGCGGAGAUUUUGCGAAUUUUUUAAUUUAUUUUUUGAAAAGUAUUUUUUACGAGAAAACUACAAGUCCCAGCUCCUUGAAAUUUUGUCACCAUCCGCCCACGGGCCACGGGACUACUCGUACCACGUUUCGGAUUUUUUCGACCACCGGCCGAGAUUUUGCGAAUUUUUUAAUUUAUUUUUUGAAAAGUAUUUUUUACGAGAAAACUACAAGUCCCAGCUCCUUGAAAUUUUGUCACCAUCCGCCCACGGGCCACGGGACUACUCGUACCACGUUUCGGAUUUUUUCGACCACCGGCCGAGAUUUUGCGAAUUUUUUAAUUUAUUUUUUGAAAUGUAUUUUUUACGAGAAAACUACAAGUCCCAGCUCCUUGAAAUUUUGUCACCAUCCGCCCACGGGCCACGGGACUACUCGUACCACGUUUCGGAUUUUUUCGACCACCGGCCGAGAUUUUGCGAAUUUUUUAAUUUAUUUUUUGAAAUGUAUUUUUUACGAGAAAACUACAAGUCCCAGCUCCUUGAAAUUUUGUCACCAUCCGCCCACGGGCCACGGGACUACUCGUACCACGUUUCGGAUUUUUUCGACCACCGGCCGAGAUUUUGCGAAUUUUUUAAUUUAUUUUUUGAAAUGUAUUUUUUACGAGAAAACUACAAGUCCCAGCUCCUUGAAAUUUUGUCACCAUCCGCCCACGGGCCACGGGACUACUCGUACCACGUUUUGGAUUUUUUCGACCACCGGCCGAGAUUUUGCGAAUUUUUUAAUUUAUUUUUUGAAAUGUAUUUUUUACGAGAAAACUACAAGUCCCAGCUCCUUGAAAUUUUGUCACGAUCCGCCCACGGGCCACGGGACUACUCGUACCACGUUUCGGAUUUUUUCGACCACCGGCCGAGAUUUUGCGAAUUUUUUAAUUUAUUUUUUGAAAAGUAUUUUUUACGAGAAAACUACAAGUCCCAGCUCCUUGAAAUUUUGUCACGAUCCGCCCACGGGCCACGGGAACACUCGUACCACGUUUCGGAUUUUUUCGACCACCGGCCGAGAUUUUGCGAAUUUUUUAAUUUAUUUUUUGAAAUGUAUUUUUUACGAGAAAACUACAAGUCCCAGCUCCUUGAAAUUUUGUCACCAUCCGCCCACGGGCCACGGGAACACUCGUACCACGUUUCGGAUUUUUUCGACCACCGGCCGAGAUUUUGCGAAUUUUUUAAUUUAUUUUUUGAAAUGUAUUUUUUACGAGAAAACUACUAGUCCCAGCUCCUUGAAAUUUUGUCACGAUCCGCCCACGGGCCACGGGAACACUCGUACCACGUUUCGGAUUUUUUCGACCACCGGCCGAGAUUUUGCGAAUUUUUUAAUUUAUUUUUUGAAAAGUAUUUUUUACGAGAAAACUACAAGUCCCAGCUCCUUGAAAUUUUGUCACCAUCCGCCCACGGGCCACGGGAACACUCGUACCACGUUUCGGAUUUUUUCGACCACCGGCCGAGAUUUUGCGAAUUUUUUAAUUUAUUUUUUGAAAUGUAUUUUUUACGAGAAAACUACAAGUCCCAGCUCCUUGAAAUUUUGUCACCAUCCGCCCACGGGCCACGGGAACACUCGUACCACGUUUCGGAUUUUUUCGACCACCGGCCGAGAUUUUGCGAAUUUUUUAAUUUAUUUUUUGAAAUGUAUUUUUUACGAGAAAACUACAAGUCCCAGCUCCUUGAAAUUUUGUCACGAUCCGCCCACGGGCCACGGGAACACUCGUACCACGUUUCGGAUUUUUUCGACCACCGGCCGAGAUUUUGCGAAUUUUUUAAUUUAUUUUUUGAAAUGUAUUUUUUACGAGAAAACUACAAGUCCCAGCUCCUUGAAAUUUUGUCACCAUCCGCCCACGGGCCACGGGAACACUCGUACCACGUUUCGGAUUUUUUCGACCACCGUCCGAGAUUUUGCGAAUUUUUUAAUUUAUUUUUUGAAAUGUAUUUUUUACGAGAAAACUACAAGUCCCAGCUCCUUGAAAUUUUGUCACCAUCCGCCCACGGGCCACGGGACUACUCGUACCACGUUUCGGAUUUUUUCGACCACCGGCCGAGAUUUUGCGAAUUUUUUAAUUUAUUUUUUGAAAUGUAUUUUUUACGAGAAAACUACAAGUCCCAGCUCCUUGAAAUUUUGUCACGAUCCGCCCACGGGCCACGGGACUACUCGUACCACGUUUCGGAUUUUUUCGACCACCGGCCGAGAUUUUGCGAAUUUUUUAAUUUAUUUUUUGAAAUGUAUUUUUUACGAGAAAACUACAAGUCCCAGCUCCUUGAAACGUUUUCACCAUCCGCCCACGGGCCACGGGACUACUCGUACCACGUUUCGGAUUUUUUCGACCACCGGCCGAGAUUUUGCGAAUUUUUUAAUUUAUUUUUUGAAAUGUAUUUUUUACGAGAAAACUACAAGUCCCAGCUCCUUGAAAUUUUGUCACCAUCCGCCCACGGGCCACGGGACUACUCGUACCACGUUUCGGAUUUUUUCGACCACCGGCCGAGAUUUUGCGAAUUUUUUAAUUUAUUUUUUGAAAUGUAUUUUUUACGAGAAAACUACAAGUCCCAGCUCCUUGAAAUUUUGUCACCAUCCGCCCACGGGCCACGGGACUACUCGUACCACGUUUCGGAUUUUUUCGACCACCGGCCGAGAUUUUGCGAAUUUUUUAAUUUAUUUUUUGAAAUGUAUUUUUUACGAGAAAACUACAAGUCCCAGCUCCUUGAAAUUUUGUCACCAUCCGCCCACGGGCCACGGGACUACUCGUACCACGUUUCGGAUUUUUUCGACCACCGGCCGAGAUUUUGCGAAUUUUUUAAUUUAUUUUUUGAAAAUUUUUUUUUACGAGAAAACUACAAGUCCCAGCUCCUUGAAAUUUUGUCACCAUCCGCCCACGGGCCACGGGACGACUCGUACCACGUUUCGGAUUUUUUCGACCACCGGCCGAGAUUUUGCGAAUUUUUUAAUUUAUUUUUUGAAAUGUAUUUUUUACGAGAAAACUACAAGUCCCAGCUCCUUGAAAUUUUGUCACCAUCCGCCCACGGGCCACGGGACUACUCGUACCACGUUUUGGAUUUUUUCGACCACCGGCCGAGAUUUUGCGAAUUUUUUAAUUUAUUUUUUGAAAUGUAUUUUUUACGAGAAAACUACAAGUCCCAGCUCCUUGAAAUUUUGUCACGAUCCGCCCACGGGCCACGGGACUACUCGUACCACGUUUCGGAUUUUUUCGACCACCGGCCGAGAUUUUGCGAAUUUUUUAAUUUAUUUUUUGAAAAGUAUUUUUUACGAGAAAACUACAAGUCCCAGCUCCUUGAAAUUUUGUCACCAUCCGCCCACGGGCCACGGGAACACUCGUACCACGUUUCGGAUUUUUUCGACCACCGGCCGAGAUUUUGCGAAUUUUUUAAUUUAUUUUUUGAAAUGUAUUUUUUACGAGAAAACUACAAGUCCCAGCUCCUUGAAAUUUUGUCACCAUCCGCCCACGGGCCACGGGAACACUCGUACCACGUUUCGGAUUUUUUCGACCACCGGCCGAGAUUUUGCGAAUUUUUUAAUUUAUUUUUUGAAAAGUAUUUUUUACGAGAAAACUACAAGUCCCAGCUCCUUGAAAUUUUGUCACGAUCCGCCCACGGGCCACGGGAACACUCGUACCACGUUUCGGAUUUUUUCGACCACCGGCCGAGAUUUUGCGAAUUUUUUAAUUUAUUUUUUGAAAUGUAUUUUUUACGAGAAAACUACAAGUCCCAGCUCCUUGAAACUUUUUCACCAUCCGCCCACGGGCCACGGGACUACUCGUACCACGUUUCGGAUUUUUUCGACCACCGGCCGAGAUUUUGCGAAUUUUUUAAUUUAUUUUUUGAAAAGUAUUUUUUACGAGAAAACUACAAGUCCCAGCUCCUUGAAAUUUUGUCACCAUCCGCCCACGGGCCACGGGAACACUCGUACCACGUUUCGGAUUUUUUCGACCACCGGCCGAGAUUUUGCGAAUUUUUUAAUUUAUUUUUUGAAAAGUAUUUUUUACGAGAAAACUACAAGUCCCAGCUCCUUGAAAUUUUGUCACCAUCCGCCCACGGGCCACGGGAACACUCGUACCACGUUUCGGAUUUUUUCGACCACCGGCCGAGAUUUUGCGAAUUUUUUAAUUUAUUUUUUGAAAUGUAUUUUUUACGAGAAAACUACAAGUCCCAGCUCCUUGAAACUUUUUCACCAUCCGCCCACGGGCCACGGGACUACUCGUACCACGUUUCGGAUUUUUUCGACCAUCGGCCGAGAUUUUGCGAAUUUUUUAAUUUAUUUUUUGAAAUGUAUUUUUUACGAGAAAACUACAAGUCCCAGCUCCUUGAAAUUUUGUCACGAUCCGCCCACGGGCCACGGGACUACUCGUACCACGUUUCGGAUUUUUUCGACCACCGGCCGAGAUUUGGCGAAUUUUUUAAUUUAUUUUUUGAAAUGUAUUUUUUACGAGAAAACUACAAGUCCCAGCUCCUUGAAAUUUUGUCACCAUCCGCCCACGGGCCACGGGACUACUCGUACCACGUUUCGGAUUUUUUCGACCACCGGCCGAGAUUUUGCGAAUUUUUUAAUUUAUUUUUUGAAAAGUAUUUUUUACGAGAAAACUACAAGUCCCAGCUCCUUGAAAUUUUGUCACCAUCCGCCCACGGGCCACGGGACUACUCGUACCACGUUUCGGAUUUUUUCGACCACCGGCCGAGAUUUUGCGAAUUUUUAAAUUUAUUUUUUGAAAAGUAUUUUUUACGAGAAAACUACAAGUCCCAGCUCCUUGAAAUUUUGUCACCAUCCGCCCACGGGCCACGGGACUACUCGUACCACGUUUCGGAUUUUUUCGACCACCGGCG